AUGGAGAACGCAUUAUAUCUACGCAACAAGUUGGCGAAGGGGGAGAAAGCCUUAGGAUUUUGGUUGACAUUCCCUAGCACCGGAUUGGCUCGAACUAUUCUAGCCACAGGAGGUUUAAGUUGGACUUUGCUCGAUGCUGAACAUGGACAAAUUACCGAUAAAGAUUAUUUCGAUCUAUGCAACGCAGUCGUCGCUUCCAAAGCUUCACCUAUUAUUCGGAUUCCUUUCGACGUGGAAUGGAUGAUUAAACGUGCUCUCGACGCUGGUGCACAUGGAGUAAUGACUCCUCUAUGUCAUACUGCCGACGACGCAAGACGUAUCGUAAAAUACUCUAAAUACCCUCCUACAGGUACAAGAGGUUUCGGACCAAUGUUCUCCCCUCACUCAUUUGGACUCACCACUGAGGGUGCUUAUGCUGCCGGAGCGGAUAAAGGUUUGUUGGUUAUCGUACAGAUUGAGAGUGUACCGGGGGUGGAGAAUGUGGAAGAGAUUGCUAAAGUCGAUGGGGUUGAUGUGAUUUUCAUCGGUCCAUUCGAUUUGUCUAAAUUCCUCGGAUGUGAAUUCGGCGGUGAGGUCCACGAAGCUGCUAUUGCCAAGAUCCUCAAAGCUGCCAAAGCUGCCGGAAAGACUGCUGCUAUUUUCUGCACGAGCGGAGAGAUGGCUCGUAAGAGACUCGAUCAAGGAUUCGACAUGGUCUCCAUUACCACCGACAUUGGUGCUGUUCAAAAUGGUUUCUCUAGGGAAUUCGCAAUUACCACCGCUACUCAAGCCGGUCCAGCAAGAUCAGGAUACUAG
This is a messenger RNA of Tremella mesenterica DSM 1558, 795 nucleotides long. RefSeq lists its product as uncharacterized. Gene Ontology annotation, cellular component: cytoplasm. Gene Ontology annotation, molecular function: aldehyde-lyase activity. The transcript is spliced from 6 exons. Lineage: Eukaryota; Fungi; Basidiomycota; Tremellomycetes; Tremellales; Tremellaceae. The record is from RefSeq and is a predicted model, not a curated record. Bases 1 to 795 code for a protein of 264 amino acids.